Molecule: messenger RNA, 564 nt
Organism: Caenorhabditis bovis
Lineage: Eukaryota; Metazoa; Nematoda; Chromadorea; Rhabditida; Rhabditidae
Source: the annotation of a GenBank genome assembly
AUGGGAUCGCCAACGGGCGAAAGUAACACCGAAAAGCGCCCGCAGGACGCAGAGGUGUCCGAUUUUCCCAAUGAUGACAAUGCGGAUUUCGAUGUUAACGUCCUAAGUGCAGCCAACGGCGGCGGUACGAAUCCAAGCGAAUUUAUUUCGAGUUUACUAGAUGUCAUGGCAAUUAAAGCGUUCAAGAAAGAGGAACAGAGGAAGCCGAUUGUAAGUCUGCCGAGUUCGCUAAAAAGCACGAAAUCUGCGCCGAUCGAUAAAGAGGUCAUCGAAUAUAUCGCUGAAUAUCUUAAAGUUGGAUUUCGUGUCGCGACCAACGUCUUCAUCGAGACAAUACUUCUUGCGAGAGUAGAAUCAGCAAUAAAAAAUCAGAUUUAUCGCAAACUAUGGGAAAACAAAGACAAAACAGAAAAGUUGCUGAUGAAGUUGACGAAGCACAGAAAGGCGCAGAUCGACGACCACCAGAAUACCGAAUCGCCGUCAAAUGUGUCAACAUUCGACGACAGCAUCUCGACAGUCAACGAGAGCCAGAAUUUCGGAUCACAAAAUCCGCUUCGUUUGUAA